Messenger RNA from Priapulus caudatus, 1799 nucleotides. Its product is annotated as monocarboxylate transporter 12-like. Lineage: Eukaryota; Metazoa; Priapulida; Priapulimorpha; Priapulimorphida; Priapulidae. Gene Ontology annotation, biological process: transmembrane transport. Bases 1 to 990 code for a protein of 329 amino acids. The record is from RefSeq and is a predicted model, not a curated record. Gene Ontology annotation, molecular function: monocarboxylic acid transmembrane transporter activity. The transcript is spliced from 3 exons.
AUGCCUGUACCAAACAAAGACGCUCUUAGCUUCGGCGUGGCUAGGGGAAUGAUAAAUACCCCAUCGAAAGUGAUUAACGGAGUGUACUUUGACAAGAAACGCUCGCUGGCAACUGGACUGGCGAUCACGUCUGGUGCCGUUGGCGCGCUCAUUGGCCCUCUACUGUGUGUCAAACUCAUCGAGCUCUAUACGUGGCAUGGCACACUCAUCAUUCUAGCUGGCAUGUACCUACAAACAGUGGCAGCCAGCGCCCUCUUCCGGGACAUACCCAAAGCAGCGAAAGAAGAGCUAAGCCAACGUCGCAGCAGCAACAAUACGUCGCUAAUGAUGCCAAUCCCAGACAUGAUAAAAUUCGGAGCCCACUGCUUGAGUAGUCUCGCCAUGGGCUUCAGUACGCUAAUGUUCGUGACAUUCUGCGUGCUGUACGGCAUGUCGCAGGGCUUGAGUCUCGCGCGGGCUGCACAGAUGAUGAGCGUGAUCAACGUGAGCAGUGCACUCAGUGCCUUUCUGGUGGCAGCGACGGGCGACAGACCGUGGUUUCCACGGCCGCUGGUCUACGGCCUUGCGACGCUAACGAUUUCGAUCAUCGCUUUCUUGUUUCUGCUGGCGGGUGAACUGUCUGUGUUUGUUGUUUGCUGCGUGUUCUACGGAUGCAGCGGUGGCAUACGAGCGAGCAUGGAGACAGCCAUGCUCGUGGACCUGUUCGGAAUAGAGCAUCUACCGACGGUCCAGCCUAUCUACUCGCUCUUCUUUGGCCUCGGAGCUUUUACUGGACCUCUGGCCGCGGGUGGUGUGUUGGACUACACUGGCAACCUGAAGUUAGUUGUCAUCCUUUGUGGAAGCACGGCUGGUCUGAGCGCAGCGUUGCUGAGUGGCGCCCUCUAUAUCGACUACAGACAGAAGCAUACGAAGCAGGAAGAACCGCCUCCGAGGCGAUCGAGUAAAGUCGAAAUCAUUUUCGACGAUGCGACCAGGUCGCAGCACAUAUAGAUCCUUGUAGAUGUAUAUAUGGUUUGGAUGUAUGUGUAAGGUGCUUUAACGCGCCACAAUAAAUGACUCAGACGUUGCUGGCGAUGGAAUAUAGGCCUAUGUAUCGAUGGAAGAUCUUGCAUGUUAUCUUCGUAAAUAAGCACGUCUCGCGGUGCUUUGUUUUGCGUAAAUAUAUUACUAAUGUACCCUGUUAUAUCAAUUAAUCGCUACAUAGCGUGAUGAAGUAUCUGAUACGUAGAUUCACCACAUCGCCUAUGUGUGCUGCAAUGUUACAGAGAGUACAUAGUAUGAUGGGAGUAUGAUAAGCUAGACCUGCUCGUGCAUUAUGUGUCACUACAAGUUGCUUCUAGUGCAGGACGUUGCUAAAUACCUGCUAAAGUCGGUUUACCCAACUUCGAGUCGAUGACACAAAUUUGAUAGAUGCAUAAAUCCGGUGCUCAUCGUUUAUUCUGCAAAUAGAUAUAUAGAAAUAUUUUUACUUAUAUACUUGGAUGUUGACAUAUUAUAUGUGGAGUAAAAUUAUAAAAAAGCGUAGGCCUACAUCCAUCUUACGCUCACGUACCAAAAGCCAUACGUAAUCUUGAUCUUAUUAGUUCUAUAUGCACGGUAACGUCUAUACUAUUAUCAUUUGCUAUAUGUACUAGACUAGAAGUAACUACACACAUUGUAUGACAUGUUACAUAACAUCACAUGUUGCCAAUCGUUUUUACAUAAACACGUAGCAUUACGUUAAGCACUAAUAGUAAUAUAACUAUAUAACUAUAUACUAUAUAACUAUACACACAAUAUAUGUGUAGUUACAAUGAAUA